UUUUUAUCUCAUCUGUAACGGUGGCUGUAAGACACGUAAUGUCAGAGUCUGUGCGUUGAACUUUUAAUUUUAAAUAUUUAACUGUCAUUGUUGCCCAAUAAAUGAAAAAGUAUGAAUGUUGGAUUAUAUUAUUCUAAUACAGAAUUAGAUUUCUUUCUUUUGUAGGCAUUAUUAUCGCAUAGGAAAAAAGUCUGGACCGUUUUAAAUACUACAUUGGCCAAAGUUCAUAAAAUAUCAAUGCAAAUAUAAAGUACACAUAUUACACCAAAAACAAGAUGAAUAUUGAAAAUCCUAUUGGAGAUGGAACUAAGAACGAGAAUUCAGUUCCAUUUUCACCUAAUCACAGAUUUUUGGAGCCAGAGAAAGCUGUCAAAACAAUUACUGAUAUGACAAUAUGGGAGAAGUCUGAAGCGUAUAUGGAGUACACUGGCUUUAUUGCCACAUUAAAUGAAGCAAUUAAAGGGAAACCACUCUCUGUUGAUUGUAAGGUUUCACCAAAUUUAUUAAAAAUUAUGGACAUGUUGAGUAAGAUUGAUAAAUUGAUAGACAAUUGUCCCCCAGUUGAACAACCCCAAAGAUUUGGCAAUACUGCAUUUAGAGAAUGGCUCACACAAGUGAAGAGCAACACAACAAUAUAUCUUCAAGAAGCUCUAGAUCAAAACCUUCAUCUGACCAUACCAGAAAUUAAAGCAUAUCUUGAGGAGAGCUUUGGGAAUGCCACUCGCAUAGAUUAUGGAACUGGACAUGAAAUGUCAUUUAUAAUGUUUCUAUGCUGUCUUUACAAAAUAGGUUGUCUCGUUGCAGAAGAUAAUGUUGCAACUGUGUUUAUGUUAUUCAAUAAAUAUCUUAAUAUAGCAAGGAAACUGCAGAAAACAUAUAGAAUGGAGCCAGCGGGAAGCCAUGGUGUUUGGAGUCUAGAUGAUUACCAGUUUGUGCCUUUCAUUUGGGGUAGUUCACAACUUGUUGACCAGCCAAGAAUAUAUCCACCGGCUAAGUUCUUAGAAGAUGAAAUUGUAGAUAAAUUUUCGGAUGAAUACAUGUUCUUGUCAUGCAUUAAGUAUAUUAAAGAAGUGAAAACGGGUCCGUUUGCGGAGCAUUCUAACCAGUUGUGGAGCAUUAGUGCUGUAGGUUCAUGGUCGAAAAUAAACCAAGGCCUCAUUAAAAUGUAUAAGAAAGAAGUUCUGUCUAAAUUUCCCGUAAUUCAACAUGUAUUGUUUGGAUCACUUCUUCCAAUACGUAGAUUUCAAAUGCAUCACUAGAUGGCAUUCGAAGUUGUAAUCUAACAUUUCAAUUAUAUUUUAAAAUAGUCAUGUGUCUUAUAAACCAGUAUUAAGUUUGAAGAAAAUAUUUAAUUGAAUAAAAAUACUUUUAGAUGUGAUAUUAACAUAUUUAAUAAAUUAUUGUUGGACGUUAUUUAUAUUGAAUUGUUAUUUUCAAAAUUUGUGUAACAUAAAAAAGAAAUUAGAUGCUUCAUAUGCAGUAACUAGAGUAGUUAAUCAUUUAAAGUUUGUUUAAAUAGUGCUAUUUCUCUUUAUAUACUCUUUAGAAUUUUUUUAAGAGGUUUAAGCUCAGGAGUGAGUUAAAUAUUUGCACACAAUUUUCCUUGUGUUCCUCUGCUCUGCUAGUUGGAAAUAGUCUAUAAUUUUUAUUUUGUUUGACUCUUCCAUACAUAGAGUUGAAAAGUUACAAGCUUUCUUCUUCCCUGUUAUUGUAAUGCAGUAAUAUAAUUUUAUUUCAAAACUUGUUUUUUUUAUAUAUGUUAGAUUGCCCUCAAGAAAAGUAAUAAUUUUUAU
Messenger RNA from Papilio xuthus (Asian swallowtail), 1793 nucleotides. Its product is annotated as serine/threonine-protein phosphatase 2A activator. Bases 276 to 1259 code for a protein of 327 amino acids. The record is from RefSeq and is a predicted model, not a curated record. Gene Ontology annotation, biological process: mitotic spindle organization. The transcript has 2 exons. NCBI's taxonomy places the organism in Eukaryota, Metazoa, Arthropoda, Insecta, Lepidoptera, Papilionidae. Gene Ontology annotation, molecular function: peptidyl-prolyl cis-trans isomerase activity; protein tyrosine phosphatase activator activity. Gene Ontology annotation, cellular component: cytoplasm; nucleus; protein phosphatase type 2A complex.